Penicillium cinerascens is the source of this 2073-nucleotide messenger RNA. RefSeq lists its product as uncharacterized. The transcript is spliced from 5 exons. Bases 1 to 2073 code for a protein of 690 amino acids. Lineage: Eukaryota; Fungi; Ascomycota; Eurotiomycetes; Eurotiales; Aspergillaceae. The record is from RefSeq and is a predicted model, not a curated record. Gene Ontology annotation, molecular function: protein binding.
AUGACUCGCGUUCCUGGCAAAGAGCUAGGCCAGGUUUAUGAGACAUUGAGUAUCGAGGAUAGGACGUCGAUUUUGCAAGAGCUUAAGAGCUAUUUAGAGGUGAUGCGCGGGUGGUCGAAUCCAUGGGGAGGGAACAGAAUUUGUUCUCUUCUAGGAACUGCUAUUAGGAGCGUUCGCGUUCCUAACCACCUAAUCGGCCCAUUCGAAUCCGAGGAGGAAUUCAACCAAUACCUUAUAGAGCCUUCUUGGUCGGGUGGUUUUAAAUCCGAUUUGGCAUACAACCAAGCUCUCGACGUCGCUAGAGGUAUAGAGAAGAUUCCACACCGCAUUCUUUUUACCCACGGCGAUAUUAAACACCACAAUAUUAUGGUAAGUGGGGGUCGGAUUACAGGCUUCCUUGACUGGGAAUCGGCAGGCUGGUAUCCUGAAUAUUGGGACUUCACGACAGCAUUGAGGUUCGCUCGGGAGGACUUUUGGUGGUAUAACUUCGCUAUCGACCUAGGCGGCGGCGAGUAUUUGGCGGAACUAAAGUGUGAACGCGCAUUGACCCCCUUGACAAUGCGACCAGCCAGGCAGUGUGCAAACAUGACGCAAUUAAUCGAGCUCCCCCCAGAGCUGCUGGUGCUUGUCAUGUCUCUUGCGGACACGAAGUCACUCAAAUCUCUGAGUCUCACCAACCGCCAGCUAUCCUCCUAUGCUAGUAGAGGCUUAUUCCGAAUCGUCCAUCUUUACAACGACGAAGAAAGGUGCGAGACUUUCAAGUCCAUCAUAACCCACUCGACCUUCAAACGCAGAGUGCAGAAAAUUCAUCUUAACACUGUCGAAUAUGACUAUGGAUCAGAUGAUGAAGGUGAAGAGGAGCCGCCAGAAAAUUGGCGGAAGCUCCUGACCAAGCUCAAAACCCUUCCAAAUCUUCAAAGUGUUGUUCUGCGCUUCGACAAGAACUGCGCUGUGGAUCCCGAUUAUGCCGAUAAACCUCAGACAGAACUGUAUCGGGCAACGGUUUUGCGGUGGUUGUUUGCAGGGCUGGCAUCUAUGGAACAACCCCUGAAAGAAUUUGCUAUUCAAAACCUCCAGAAUAUUUCACCUCGGAACAAAGACAUUAUUGCUCAAAUAAAACGGCUUCUUCAAGGACUUGAAUCUUUGCGAUUGAAUGUUGUGCACGAACUUGAUUCUGCCGCUCCUGAAUCUGAGCUUGAGAGACCCGCGCCACAUAAGUUCUUCACGCAAAUACUCCCAUCAAUAUGGCUCAAACCCACAAUGGGAUCCCUUCAGAACCUCUCAUUGUACUCGUCAUUCUACUGGGGAUUUUAUCCUAGAGCCAAUCUAGACGGAGUCCACUUCCCCCACCUGAAAUCAUUGACUUUAGGUCGGUUCUCAUUUGUUGAUGAUAAGCAGCUGGAUUGGAUACUAGCACACUCAUCAACUUUACAAGAGCUCUACCUGGAUAACUGCGCAAUUCUGGUAGGCGUGGCAAUAGACGACUCUCAAUUAGAAGUUUCAAAAUGUCAGAUACCAGAGUCCGACAUGGAACUCAAAGAAGAGGAUGAAUUCCACCAUGUCUAUCCUCGCCGGUGGCAUGAUUACUUUUCUUCCAUUCAAGAAGGCCUUCCAAAUCUACGUGAAUUCGGCUUUGGCGUCAGUGCAUCAUGGGAUGAAGAUGUGUUGCCCUUUGAGACGGAAAAGAAGAUUGUACCGGCGUUGAUGCGAGCCCGGUAUAUGGCGUUUGAGGGUAGUUUAGGACCCAGUCCAUUCGUUGGUCGGAACUCCUAUCUCGACAUGAAUCCUGAGAGCGAAUGGCCGGAUUGUGAUGAGGAAGAUAGACGGGCGUUGAAGGAAUUGUAUCUGAGUAUUGGGAAGAAAGCGGACUAUGGGAGGAUCGCGGCAACCCCUCAGCGAACAGUGGAAGAUUUGGUGCAAGUUGGGAGCGAUCCUUGGGGUGAUGAUUGGAGGCAGUUACAGGGAAGGGAAGUAUACAUCUAUGGAUGCUAUCAGAGACCAGAACACUGCAAUGACCUGGAGAAAAUCAUAUCUUACGGGAGAUCCAGCAAAGCAAUGCAAGGUUUUCAUUAA